GGCGCUACUCCAGCUCGAGUCCUGGAGAUCACUUUUUGUUUCAGACAGGAACUCAUUGAGGACGAUCAGCCUUCUGCAUCAGAGCAGUUUUUCCACCAGCGACAAUGUAAAAGAAGAGACUUUUCAUUCUAAAAGCAUGUAGAAGUGAGAAGUUUACAGCCUUUUUUCCCUCUGUGGUGAAAGGAGCUGCCUGUGCGCAGCUGUGACUUUUAACGAUGGAGAACAUGAGCCUGGGCUGUCAGGUGAGUGAAUGAGUGAGUAACAGCUGAUGCGACGUCUGUUUGUCUCGCAUGCGUCAAGUUUUUACUUUUUUCACUUGUGGUUUGUAGCUGUAAUGCAUGACGAAGUAUUAUCUGUCUACCCAGUUUACUGUAAAACUUCUGUUUUGUUUGUUUCGUUGCGCACUUGUGAUUAUUUGACGCUUAACGACGCCUCCACCAUUACAACUAAUUACUUCAGCCUCACCUCUUAACACGUCUCCUGAAGUGAAGCAGCGUGGGCAAAUGAGACUGUUUAAGAUUAAAGACACCCACAAGAAAAAUAGUAAGCUAUUAAAGUAAAUAAAACAUAGGAUAAGUAAACAAAAAUCACAAUUUUGUACUUCAGAAGUCAAAUUAUGAAGAAAUCUUAAGGAUGUGCUGUGCUUUUAACCUAUUUUAUAAUCAAAUAUAAAGUGAAUUUGUCAGAUGCCAUUACCAAGCGUGGGCAAGGUUUAAAAUUGUGAAGUAAAUAUGUGUUGGAUUGAUUCCAGGAUAAGAUUGCACUCUGCUCUGAACAGCUUGUUGAAAAAGUCCUAUGAGAACUUGUAGGGAUCCACUUAAGAGUUGCAUAAAUUCUGAAGUUACUAAUUGAUGACCCCCCCAUUAAAAAACAAACAAACAAACAACAGCAGCAGCAUAAAUUUAACCCUUGACUGUUUCAUUUUUUAUUUUUUUGUGGAUUUUAUCCUUAUGACCAACUGACACUAGUCAAUUCAGUGAGGGAAACUUUUAAGAAUGCAACAGUCCAGGAGGGUUAGGCUAUAGAGUGCCUCCAAGAGUUAGUACCCCUUUUAGACAGGGGUUGAAAUGAGGAUUUUCUAAAUCACCAGCCUAUGAUGAAUUAAGAAGACCUGAUGAUGUGUCUCAAUUUCUUGGUGGAGAUGUCAGGCUGAAGCUGUCCCUUGGGAGGACUUGGCCUAGCUUAAGGCUACUGUGCUAAGUACUUACAGCCUAAAUCAACAUACUCUGUUUGCUUUGCAUGUUGAACAGUUUAGUCUCAAAUAGAACCAAGCAUGUCCAGUGUGAUGAAACACAGGAAGCUCUGAAGACGAGUCAAGAUGGACCUUCUGGCCUUAGCCGUUGGUUCUCUAUCUGCUGGGGUGUAGGGACAUCAGGAGAAGUAGAACCAAACAAAACAAACAGAGGCCCAAACUGUCUGUGCAGUGGCUAUGGCUGAAGCAGUUUCUGUCUACAGUUGUUGUCAGGUUGGAAACUCCCCUCCCCCUCCCCACUCCCUCUCCCAACAAGACAAGUUUUCUUGAAGUAACUCAGCAUAUCCCCUCCUGUGGUGCGCCAGCGAUCGCCUUGUUUGCAUAACAAACUGAGUGUUCACGGGUGAUUUAGUACUGGCUAAAAGCCCUCCAAGCCGAUCAGCUGCCCUUUGGUCUUUAUAGGUAGAACAGCAAAAGCUGGUCCUUCUAGUGUUAAGUGUUGAGAAAAUCAAAUCAAGCAGGUUCAAAUCAGGAGAUAAGCCUGUCCAAGUUGCUUCCAAGGAACUUUAGUCAACAUUCAAAUGAACAAAGUCAAUGAGCGUAAAUCCUGCAGAAUCAGAAUAAGGUAACAGAAAAUCUCUCUCCUUCACAGCAGAUUUGGUAGGCAUACACUUACUACUAGGACCAUGGGUUGGCCCAUUUUUCUUUGUGCAAGUUGCAAACUCUGUUUUUAAUGGUGACAUCCUGAGUCCCUCAAAGUAAAGACUCCUCCUCUAUGUCCUCACAAUAUUAGAUCUCUGAUAUAAUGAUGUUCAGGAAAUGCUCAGUGAUUCUAUGUCACAAUUUGGCAAUGGCUGACUGUUGAUCCAAGGGGAAAAACACAGAAGUCUAUUCCUGAAAAAAUAACGCUUCUACAUUGGUCUGUUGGCUGAAUUCCUAGAGAUGGUGCCUGGUUUUUGGGCGUCCUUAGGGCAGGGCCUGGCUUAACCCAAGGCUCCUGUACUUAAACACUUAUCUGAUCUAGUCUAGUCUUCUUAAAAUGCUCCAAGUGUUGAAUUUUCAUGGAAGGAAAAAUGCUGAUUCGAAUCAGGAAGAAAAUUCAGCCAAGAUGUGUACAAGGAACUUUAUCCAAAAAUAAUUCCUUAUAAAAGUGUCGGUGUUGUAUGUUGAACGGACUUUCCAAUUAAACUUGAUCAGGUUUAUGUUAAUUUCUUACAUUCUGACUGCAGGGUUUUACAUUAUGAACUACUUUGAUUAGCAGAGGAGAGUUACAAUCAAUCAAUCAAUCAAAUUUUAUUUAUAUAGCGCCAAUUCACAACAGUCGUCAUCUCAAGACGCUUUUCAAAGAGCAAGAGCAGGUCUAGACCACGCUCAUUGUUUGAUGAUCAAGAACCAACCUGGGAUGGGUUUUGGUCCAUCUCAACUAAUAUGAGUAGCAGUGGCAAGGAAAAACUUACUUUUAACAGGCAGAAACCUUGGGCAGGACCAGCCUCAUGUUAGACAGCCACCAUAACGCUGCUGGGUUGGGGAGGAAUGUAGAGAGAUGGAGGGAGAGAGAAGAGAGAGAGAAGAGGGGAGAGGGCAGGGGGAGAGAGAGAGAGAACAAGAUAAGGGAAGGCAAGAGAGAAUGAGUAAGGAGAGGGAGGGGGAGGGAGAGAGAAAGAGAACGAGGGUGAGAGAGAGACAGGGGGCAGCAGAAACAACAGCAACAACAACAACAGCUCAUAUAAUGGUGAAACAAAAAAGAGUUCAGUUUACAGGGUUAGGAUAUGAGUGAUUAUGGACAAUGAUAAAUUAAUUGAGUGUGAUUACAGUUAGCAGGCCUAAUCGUAGUCAGCUCUAGUUUAUGUUAUUAAUGUCAAUAAUGUCAGUGAGGCUGAUGUUCAUGUCUGCAGUAACAGUCCAGAGGAAUCCAAGAGAAGAAGGGAAGAAGGAGCUCAGGGCCUGAGGUGGACAAUCAUAGACAGUAAUCAACUCUAGUUUCAUGUUAUUAAUGUCAGUGAGGCUGAUGUUCAUGUCUGCAGUAACAGUAACAGUCCAGAGGAAUCCAAGAUAAGAAGGAGCUCAGGGCCUAAGGCGGACAAUCGUAGACGAUGCGGCUAGAGUCAGGCAGGUCUGCAGCAGCCAUCAGUUGGUGUUUCCUCUGUUGUAUCCUGUCCGUUUGUGAUGUGUAGAUGCAGAAGGAGAUGCAGAGGGAGACUUUGUGAGCACCUUUGUGAGCAGUUUCUGCCUUUUCAGGGGUCCUCUGUUUAGUCUUUGUAGAAAUUUUCCAAUUUGUUGUGCCGUCACCUGCAGACAGUUUCUUUUUUUUUAAUUUAUUCUUUAUUUUAUCAGGCAGUCUCAUUGAGAUAAAGAUCUCUUUUACGAGAGAGGCCUGAGAACAAGGAACAUUCACAAUCAACACACAACACAACAAACAAACAAGAGGUAAAAACAAAGGAAUCAGUUAAAACAGUUUCAGCGAUUAUUGAAAACAUCAGACAACAAGUAUUUAAAAUCUCCAAGAUGAUUGAAAGAGUCCAGUUUAAGAGCGGUUUGCAGCUCAUUACAUUUAAAGAGAGCAUAGUAGUUGAAACCCGUUCUGCCAAUAUUAGUACGGAUAUAUGGAAUAUCUAAGGUGAGAUAGUUACUGGAUCGUGUUCUGUAGCUACUAGGUUUAAAUGACAGAAGAGAUGUGAGGGAGCUGGGAAGCUUCAGCAGAAGGGCUUUAUAGAUGAAUAACAUGAGAUGGAUAUUUCGACUGUAAAGAGGUCCAGACAACCUUUUGAUAGAGGGAACAGUGAUGAGUGCGAAAUGUGUCAUUAGUGAUGAAACGUAGUACACUAUGAUACACAGGGUUUAACUGCUGAAGAGUUGAUGGAGCUGCAGGGCAAUACAAGACGUCACCAUAGUCAAGGACAGACAUGAAGGUGGAUUGUACAAUGAUUUUUCAGUUGGUUGGUGAUAGACAGCCUCUGACUCUGUACAGAAAGCCCAGUUUAAUUUUAAAAUUUUGGGUUAAUUUCUGAUAGAUUACUGUCUAGCCAAAUUCCUAAAUAUUUGUAGGAGUCAGUGAGGGUAAUUUGUGAACCAUUUAGGGUUGUGACUGUGGAAAGGUCACAGAUUCUAAUGGUGGAUGAUGUGGAGAAGAUCAUGCAUUUAUUUUUUCAGCAUUUAAGACUAGUCUGUGAUUAUGGAGGGAUAAUUGAAAAGAAUCAAAGGCAGUCUGUAAAUUGGAGAGAGCUUGGGCUGGGGUAGAACUGGGUUCAUAUAAAAUACAGACAUCAGCAAAAAAAUGGAUGUUACAAUUUUGGAUUGGUAGAAUAACAUUAUUCACGUAAAGUGUAAAUAGCAGUGGACCAAGGAUAGACCCCUGCGGCACCCCAUUUAUGAUAGUGAGUGGACUAGAUUGAAAACCAUCAAUGCAAACAGUCCAAGUUCUGUCAGAGAGGUAAGAAUGGAACCAGUUAAGUGAAGAGGUAUCUAGACCUAUGGACUGUAAUUUGGGAAGUAACAUUUUAUGAUCGACAGUAUCAAAUGCUUUGGAGAGGUCAAUAAAAAAGAGCAGCACAAAACUGUUUCCUUUCUAGAAAGGAGACAAUGUCAUUUAAGACUGAAACUGUGGGUGUGACUGUGCUAUGACCAGGGCGAAAACCAGACUGUUGUAGCUAAAGUAUGUUUGAUGAAAUCGAUAAAUAGACGUAGCUGAAGAUUAACCAAUGAUUCCAGGAUUUUAGCUAAAAAUGGAAGUUUGGAAUUGGACGGAAGUUAUUGAGGUCAGAGAUAUCACCAUUUUUAUGUAGGGGAGUUACAGAUGCUUUUUUCAGGGAAGUUGGGAUGAUGCCAGUUGCAAAGGUUUGGUUAAAAAUGUGAGCUAAGAGAGGACUGAUGAAAUAAGCACUUAGUUGAAGGAGAUAUGAUUCAAGGUGAUCUGCACCUGCUUUUUUGGAAGCCUUAAACCUACAUAGAAUUUUGAAAACAUCAGUACUGCUUACUGAAGCAAGAGAAAAUGUAGGUUGUGAACUGAGGACCUCCUCCAGAGGACAGUUACGGUAAGUGUUUUCGGAAGAUGGAGUAGACAAAUUACUGUAUAAAAGACCAGAAGAUAAGACGUGAUUGUUAAAGAUUUCAACCAUGGACAAUUUAUCUGAAGUAUAACCAGAUGUUUGUUUAAUAUGUGGAGGGAGCUGGGAGCGAGAAGGAUUCUUAAGAGAUGCCAUUGUUUUCCAGAAUUUAGCAGAGCUAUCAGAGGCGGAGAGAGCUGAGAGAUAAUAAUUGGAUUUGGCCUUCCUGAUCAUACUGGUGCAGAUAUUUCUUUUUUGUUGAAAAACUAACCAGUCUUCGGCAGUACCACUAGAUCUAGCCUUGGACCACACUUUAUCUCUACUAUGGAUGACAUUGGCGAGUUGUGGCGAGAACCAGGGACUGUAUCUGUUUUUAACUCUAUUUUUUAUAAUCCGCAUGUCUGUCAGCAAUAACGUUAAAAGAAUGCGAAAAAUGUGUCAGUGCCUCAGAAGGGUCUGAUAAAGUGAGGGUGUCAAUGUUUGAAGAAGAUAAAUCAAUAAGAAAAUUCUGGAGAUUAAAAUGUUUGUAGUUUCUAGUGGAAAUAUAGUGAGAGUGGAAUUUAGGAAUUUUGGUGUUUCUGAUGCAGGCAAUGGGACAAUGAUCACUGAAGCAGUGUAAUUGUGUGGUCUGUUAGUAAGAAUAAUGUCAAUUAAAGUAGAAUGGGGAUUUUUAUUCACUAGAUAAAAAUCUUAUCAGUAAUUUUCCAACAUGUUCACUCUGUGCAGUAAGAGUUUUCAACAAAUGUUGAAAAUGUUCUCUUUUUUUGAUGUCAUUAGUUUUCUCCAUAACCUACCACUUACACAUGUGGUUAAGUAUCUUAUUCGACGAUUCCAACUGGUGGUCUCAAGACAAAAUGAGUCAAAAAUAUAGAUUUUUGUGGAAAAUCCAGCGUAAACUUAGUAAAACAAAACACAGGAGACAGGAUGACAUCUGAAAAACAGCCUUGGCAUCUUUUAUUAUACUGUGGUAUCUGGAGUACAGCAUCAACAUACAAUGGCUUGAGGUAUUUUCCAAAGUUUGCCUGAAAUAAUCAAAGUGUGGAAUGUGGGCAUUGUGUCUCUUGGCUGCUGAGCGUUUGCAGAGCACAGGUCACAGGUCACAAUACCAGACUAGAUAAAAACCAGAUAGUAAUGAAAGAUAGCUUGGGAACAAAGACAGGAUGUAGGAGGACCUACAUCUCUGACCGUAUAUAACAGGAUCACAAACUCAGGUUUGAGAGAGCUGGACAUCAUUGGCAGUCCUCUCCCAGCAACUGCAGUGCUGUUAUGAUACUGGUGUUGUCUUUGUAAUAAACUCUUAUGAUACAAGCAAGCCAGUGUCACGAAGCUUCCUUCUGCAUCUACACAUCGCGGACAGACCAGAUGCAACAGUACAGAUGUAGAAAUCAGUACAGAUGACAAACAGAGUCUCGACCAAACCUGAUGAAAGCCUCUUUAGCUUUUUCUUCUACUACCUUUAUACUGUUAGGUGUGUAUCUAUAUACAAUCAUUGUUUACUGCUUGUACCUCUGAUAUCUCUAUGUGUGUGUGUGCGCAUGAGUAUUCUGUCAUCAUGGGUAUAUCAUAUCAAUUCUCCAGAAGGCUACCCAUGAUGACAUGUCGUACUGUUCUGACCCUCAACACUUUGUUGAGACUAGUCUUAACUCUUGCAGAGAUUAAAAUGUUCCGACAGACAGAGUUUUGGUCCCUGCAAGACAGCCUUGCUUACAACCUUGGUGGUGUGUGUCCAAGGCUGCCUAGAGACUGUGCUGCAGAACUGUGUCAACCUCUCCACAAGAUCUUCAACCUGAGUCUACAGCUGGGGCGGGUACCUGCUCUGUGGAAAACAUCCUGCAUUGUGCCAGUACCAAAAACAAAAUGUCCUGAACUGAAGGACUACUGACCAUCGGCCCUCACUUCACACAUCAUGAAAACCCUGGAGCGGCUGAUUCUACACUGUGGUGGCAAGUGUUCUGUUCUACGCUGCAGUCUGCUGGGGAGGAAGCAUCAAACACAAAGAUGCAAGACGUCUUAACAAACUGGUGAAAAAGGCUGGCUCUGUGGUAGGACUCGAGCUGGACUCAGUGGAGGAUGUGGUGGAGAGAUCUACAUUGAGGAAGGUGGAGACUAUUCUCAAGAACAUGGAUCACCCACUUCACAACACCUUGAUGGACCAAAGGGCCAGUGGUGGUGGACGGCUCCUCUCUCUUCGCUACAGGACAGAAAGAUUCAGAAGAUCUUUUUUAAGACUGAAAACCCUGCUUGGCUGUUUCAACAUGGAAAGAAUCUUAUGGACCCACGCCCUGGGCGACCAUCCAUGUUCUGGAUACGCUGAUACAAUAUCAUUUGCAUAGUAAAAUUCUCAACUUAUGGUAAUACCAUUAAUUUUAUUGUAGCAACCUUCAACAAACCCCUUGAUUAAUGUGUGAUCACUGUAGUCCUUUAAACUCUGCGAAUUAAACGUAUUGAAUGCCUGAUUUCAGCUCAGUAUCUCAGUUCACUUAAUGUAUUAUUUGUGUUGCUCAGAGUCCAUUCCUCAUCUUCGUCUCCUUCAGGGAACAGUUCAGGUCCAUACAACACAUACAACAUAUAACAGCCAGCCGGGCUGAAGGGACCCAGAGACAGCGACCCUAGCAGCAACCAAGACACAGCUCCCAGUGUAGGGGACCCCCCUAGAUGGCCACAGCACAGUAUAUUUUAGGAGCCCAUGCAAGGCUAAAUAGGUGGGGGGGACCCCUUGUUCCGGGUCUCCUCCUGAGGCCUAUGGCGCCUUCUUAAAGUCCCACUCCGAUCAUUUUUUUUUACUACUUUAAGUGUUCUCAGUGGUCUUCAAAUUGUGAUUAUGAAGUUUUUACCAAAAAUCGCAUUAGCUUUGUUAUUUACAGUAGUCUGACUCAAAUCAGGAGAUGAGGCUGUCCAAGUUGCAUCCAAGUAACUUUAUUCAGCAUGCAAAUGAACAAAGUCAGUGAGAAUGAACUCUGCAGAAUCCAGACUGAGGUAACAGGGAAAAUCCCCUCCUUAUACAGUAGGCGUUCACUUCUUGUUAUAGUACCAACCCUUUUUCUUCGAAAUUAUCCAAUAAGGAUGUCCCAUAAUUUCGCAUGUUCAAAGAGUGAUGUGGGGCCUCAGCAACUCACGUAAAUUUAGAUUAGCUAUGAACAGCUUGUCCAAGAGAAGAUACAGAACUUCAUCAAAAAAAUGACUCCGCACAAUGCUACUGCGCAAUGUUGGUUUCAGGAAGUGGAGAAAAAACGCGGAAUUACUGAGAGCUUUUCGGCUUCAAAUCUGUAUACUGGCAGAAGGCAGAACCAAGCUGUCCAUAGUAUAUACAGUCUAUGGUGACAACCCUUAGUUAUAAGUUAGAUUCAGAUUUGAAUCACUUGCAAUCGAUCAAUGUAUGUAAUUUGUCUCCAAAAUUAGCUCCAGGUUAUGCUUCCGAAGUUUCUUACCAUUUCAACAAAAUGUGAGGUAUAUGUGACACAGAGAACCCACUUAUUAUUUUAGCUCAUGUGUUUUCUUCUCCAUGCCUUAUUGGUCAGUCAUAAAAACAGCUUUAGACGUGUAAUGGGGAGAAAAUUCUAUCUUAAUGUCAAAAGCUGUCAUGCUAACAGUCCCUAAAUUCCUACUUGUACUAUUGCUCAGGGUAAUUAUUCAUGUCCGAGCUUUGGAGAGCACAUGCCACAGUUUGGUACCUUUUUUUAGAGUUUAGAAGAUGACCUCGGUGCAAGAAUGCAGGAAUGAACUACACGAAGACAGAGUCAAGCUGGCAGCCGCUCGCGGGAUUUUAUUCUGGUCACAGCAUACAGAACAAUCGAACAGACAGAACCCAGAACAGAAAACCACAGAUCUCUUAUAGUACUCCAUUGACGUCACUGAUCCCAACUUUUGCCAAAUGUGUGUGCGAAGCUACCUUCGUGUGUGUAUCACUUUCCCGUGGGAGAGCUCCCUACGUGACUUCUCCCCUGCCACUAUCUCUUGAAGCCAAAUUCCUGUUAUUGCACCACAGUUCACCAUGACCCGAUAAAGUUUAUGUUAUUGCAACACAGUUUAUCCUAACCUGAUAGAGUUUAUGUUAUUGCAACACAGUUCACCAUGACUGUGUUGCAGUCCUGUUUUCUUGCUUCAUAGCAACCUCCAAAACAUCCAACCACAUCUGUUAUUUUCCCCCACAAGAGAAGAUAGGAUCGUGACAGAGAAGGAAAUGGGUAGUGUGGUACCUGGAGUACUACUUCAACAUGCAAGGCCAUGAGGUAUUUCUCAGAAACAGCUUGAGGUGACCAAAGUGUGGAAUGUGGGCUUGUGUUUUUCUAGGCCCUCUUUAAUGACGUUUGCAGGUCACAGGUCACAACUCUUAAGUUAAAAAAAAAAAACAGAUGGUAAAGAAAGAUAGAUUGGGGACAAAGACAGGAUGUAGGAGGGCCUAUAUCCCUAACCAUCUAGAGUCACAAACUCAGGUUUGGGAGAGCUAGACAUCAUUGGCAGUCCUCUCCCAGCAACUCCAGUGCUGUAUUGAUACUGGUGUUGUCUUUAUAAUAAACUCCUCUUAAGCAAGCCAAUGUCACGAAGCCUCCCUCUGCAUAUACACAUUGCGGACAGACCAGAUACUACAGUAGAGGGUGCUGGAAUAAAAGGAGCCACAGGCUGGGAUCAAACCCUCGUCUCUGUAUAUGGGGCUCAUGCUUAGACCGUGACAGUAAACUAAUAGAACCUGGAGAGCCACUGAGAGGAAGCUGGUGGUCUCUGACAAACUUGACUGUCACUUCACAAUCGGACAGAUCAUUUUUAACUUCAUUAAAUGUUGUGGUAUUCCAUUUGCAGUCUUUCACAGAUGAAAUGCAGGUUUCUAGAGCGCUAAAAGAGUGUGUUUUACCAUCUAAGUCUAGAGAUGAGGGUGUUGUGUGACCUUCUCAACAGCUGACAGGUGGUAAAUCAAACACUGAAGACCUGGACGUGAAUUUUAAUUCAGAUAGACUUUAAUGCAGUCUGUCUCUAUGGGCAGUAGACUUAACCCUCAGACUGACCAAUGGGAGAAGCUGGAGGAUUACUAGUAUCAUCUCUGAGUCUAAACAAGAGUGUGAAGGGAAGAUUUAUGCCAUCCUGUGUCCUUAAACACUUAGAUAAGGGAUCUCCUCUGAGGUGAGUGAGAUUCAGAAGGAGACUGCGUGACGCUUGCUUGCUUUUUGAUGGAAAUAGGAAUUUCAAGACCCCUGUAUAACUUCUAAAAUUAUUCAAUCUGACUCCAAAUAGUCACACACCUAUUUCCACACCGAUCGUUGAAUAGGGAAGGAGGAGAAGGAGUCCGUCAACUUUAGAUUCAACAAGAUUUAUUCACAACAGUAGAGAAUAGAAGUUUACAGAGUCUGGGUUCAAUCACGCUUCCCUGACAAGAACAUGAAGCUGGGUCAGUUCAUGAAGUCUGAACCCCGUCUGUCUAUCUCUCAACUAGGGCUGGGCGAUAUGGGAAAAAGUUUAUCACAAUAUAUUUUUUUCAUAUCAGUCAAUAUCGAUAAAUAUCACAAUCCAGUUACACCAAAUGUUCAGAUGACCCUGUCUACAGAGGUAGAUUAUAGAAAGAGAGAUAAGAGAAAAUAUACCUGCCUGCUAACUGACCCUGAGCGACCUACUUCACUUGUGGUUACCAGGCAUCUCCCAGACAUCUUUGAAGUCACACUAAGUUUCAUUAAACAUCAUUUGUAAUUUUCCACACAGCUAAGCAGUUCCUUCUUUGUACUAGUCUUUGUAACCUACCACUGUACUGAGAAUCCACUAUCCUCAGGAGCUUAAAACCCUCUUUAUUAAGACUAGGUAACAUCACCGCAAAUGAGCACAUUUAAACAUAAUUAUACGACUUCCAGUACACUUCAGUUCAUACUAUCAAUAAGAUUCCUCACAAAGAUAUAAGCCAGUAAUAUCUUUCAGUUUCUGAAGACACCAUUUCACGAAAUUCUGCACUUUGCAGAGGGGUAUUUACAUUAAGUGGUCCUAAGUGAUACCAUUAAAAACAUAAAGUCAGCAACUUUUAUGAAGAAAAAGGGGUUGACCCAAGAUCAUGAGUGUAGGUGUAUGCCUACAAAGAUGUGUUAUUGUAAGGAGGCCUAGCCCUGGUCCACACUUGAGAGAGUAUAAGGUCCACAUGAAUGAUCAGUUUGAAAGCUUUACUGGUUGCAGAUCUGAGUUACAGCUUCAGCAUACCGCAAGUGUAACAAAGACUAUGGUAGAUUUCAUAGAUGCAAAGGUGCAAAAAGGGACCACCAGAAGACAGAUCAAGUUGGCAGCCUUCUUGCGGGAUUUAUUGUAGUUAAAGCAUAAACCACAAUGUCAUGACAAUCAGACGGACAGCAGAAGCCAAAUAAUCCCAACAUCUCCUAGAACUGUUUUCCCUUUUAUACACUCCAACGACGUCAGUCGUUAUUAUCUUCCUGUAAGUGGUCUGUUGGGUCUAAAACCUGCAACAAGUAAUUGACUCAGACACAAAGAAGAGAAAGACAAUGGUAUUAGAUUUCUUACUCGCGAGGAGAACGGUUAGAGAUACGUGCAGUUACAGUCUCCAAACACUCUGCCCGUAUCUUGCCGUUUCCUCUCUUUUUAUUGUGCUUAGGGCGGUCCCAGGUUACAUAGCGCUGCAUGCUUCUAAAGGAAAUGGGGAAACUACUUACUUCUGCAGCCAAAUUUUUUAAAUUUUUUUUGCCAAAUUUCCUGUUGAAAUUUGGCAGAGCCAUAUGUGACAAGGUCAACGUGACCUCUCCGGCCGUGGCCUGCAUCCUGUUUUUCAACACGCUGCAAAACCAGGCCACUAAGUCUGCUCUCUUGCGCAGAUUUUCUUUGCUCAAAUCUAUUGUUUAUAUUUUCCCCUACAAGACUGGCCUGAGAGGGUUCAGGUUUAUAUAGCCACCCGCAUUGUCAGACAUUCUGCAGACAUCUUGUUGACAGUAUAAAGAGUCCAUAGAUUAAUGACAAAGCACAACAUAUUUUGGGAGCUUGAGUGAUGUUAGACAGGUGGAGAAGGUCCUCGUUCAGGAUGGUUUUCAGAGGCCCAUGGCUCCAGGAAUCUAGCACCAAAAUAUCAGUGGUAUUUGGGUUACACAGCUCCAACACACUAAAGGCUGACCUGACUGGUGAUGUUGUGGUAUCUGGAGUACUGCACCAACAUGCAAGGCCUUGAGGUUUUUCUCAGGUAGAGUCUGAGGUGACCAAUUGUGGAAUGUGGGCUUGUGUUUUUCUUUUGUCUCCUUAAUGGUACCUGGGUCGGGAUAUCCUGGAAGUGGCACGUUUGUAGGUCACAGGUCACAGGUCACAGUUCUAGGUUAACUAAAUCCAGAUGGUAACGAAAGAUAGCUUGGGGACAAAGGAAGGAUGUAGGAGGGCUUACAUCCCUAACCAUAUAGGGUUACAAACUCUGGUUUGGGAGAGCUGGACAUCAUUGGCAGUCCUCUCCCAGCAACUGCAGUGCUGUUAUGAUACUGGUGUUGUCUUUAUGAUAAACUCCUCUUAUACAAGCAAGCCAGUGUCAUGAAGCCUCCUUCUGCAUCUACACAUCGCGGACAGACCAGAUACUACAAUUUGUCUCAAUUCUCCAGGUGAUGUCUGCUCAAGCUGCCCCUAAGGAGGUCCUGGCCUCUGCAAAGACUCUAUGCUAGACCAUAUUAGCUUUAUCCUAGCUGGCUUGGUUAAGUCAAAGUGUUGAGUCUUCUUAGAAGGGAGGCAAUCAGAUCCAAAUCAGGAGAUGGGGCUGUCCAAGUUGCAUUCAAGGUACUUUAUUCAGCAUGUAAAUGAACAAAGUCAGUGAGAAUGAACUCUGCAGAAUCCAGAAAAUCCCCUUCUUAUAUAGCAUUUCACAGUAGGAGUUCACUUCUUAUCAUAGUACCAACCCUUUUUUUUAAUGUAACUUCUAAAACCCUUGUUUCUAGUGGUGUCUGGGCAAGGCUGAUGAAGCAAAGCCCCUUUCUGAUGAGCUCAGCCAUCAGGUGUUGUUUUUCUAAUGGUGUCUUGAGACCUCACCAGUUAUAAACAAUAUAAGGCCCUAUGAUUGGGCCUCAGGGUGCCUCCUGUACAGACCUUAUUUUAACAGCACUGUGACCAUCAAAAUGCCCUUCAGCGGUUUCUGUGAGAAGGUGACAAAUAUACUUUCUGUAAGCAUAUAUUGAACAUUUUCCAAUAAGAAUGACCCAUGAUCUGACAUGUUUUAGAAGAGGAGCCCAGGGCCUCACAACAACACAUCAUGUGAAUUUAUAAUAGCUGGGCAUGGGAUGUCUAAGAGAAGAUACAGAACAUCAUCUAAAAAUGAGAACAUCAUCUAAAAAUGAGAAAAGUGUUCAGUGUAGAAAUCUAAGGCGAGGCUAGGCACUGCUAUUGGGACAUCCAGAGUCAGGCAACAUCAAUGUGAAAUUGAGACAUGACACUGUCACUGGCACAGUCAGUCAGGACAUAGUAAAAGCUCCUCUGAAUACCUUCUAUGGAGCAAUUCCCAGGAAGCAUAAACUUCAUCUUAAAUGGUUUCACAACAGUCUUUAACAUCUCUAACACAUUACACCUGUAUUACCUUUCUGCCUGGCCACCAGUCACCAAAAACAUGUGGACAAAAGAGUGUUCAUGAACCCCUUUGGUGUGGAAAUGCACAGUUUAAGUAUUUAUUAUUAUUGUUAUUAUUAUUAUUAUUAUUAUUAUUAUUGUUAUUGUUGUUGUUGUUGUUAUUAUUAAUAACAUACAUUUUAAAAGUGCACUCAUUGGUAAAUAAAGUGCAGAAACAGUGGGCUUAGAGAACAAAAUUAUUAUAUUUCUGUUUCGUUGACGCACCUUUGUUUUGUUUUAUCGUAGGUGUGUUGUGCCAAGUUUCGGCGGAUCGGUGAAAUCAAGAAGCACAUUUCUUCAAAUACGCAUAAAAUGGUGAGAAUCAAACUGCAACCACACAUGCAUUCGAUGAGUUUAUAUGAACUUUUACUGAUGGUACUUCUACCACAUGAUCCCGGGAUCAUGUAGAUAACUCACUGGUCACUUUACCUGUUUACCUCUGUUACCUCGUUUACUUGGUACAUAGGAGUCAAUAUUUGUUUAAUUAUUUUAAUUUUAUUUUUAUUUUUACGAUUAUUUGUACAUAGGAUGUAUAUAGGAGUGGAUAUUUAUCUUGUUUCUAUUUUUAUUUUAUCUCUUUCUAUGUAUUAUUUGAUUUUCUUAUUAUUAUUAUUCUGUUUCUUUAGCACAAUCGCAGACGUCACUUUCAUUUCACUGCCACUGUACCUGUACAUUUAGGCAUGUGACAAAUAAAACUUGAAACUGAAACUGAAACAGGAUACAUUUGUGAGUUUCUAGAUACUUGGACUAGUUUUUAAGCUCCUCAUACGUCUGUCCUGCUACCUCUGUUGGUGAAAAGCUUUGAUGAUAAUGUUUGCUUGUGUCCUUGUAUGUUCCCCUAAAGAAAAUGAAAGAAGUCUUCCAGAAAGGUAACUUUUUUUUUUUUUUUUUAAUUCAGUGUUUCUAAAUCUAUUAGAGUUUUUUAAUCAUUGAGCUUUGCUUUGUUUGUUACAUCUUUUCAGAGAAGUCCAUCGGGCAAAGUAAGUCUACUUCUUGUUCUUGAUAACGUUUCCAAUACAAAAAAAAUCUUUAUUACAUUUAAAUAUUUUGUGAAUUUAAAUUAAAGUACAAGAUGCUUAACGAAAAAGAGGAGUCUCUCCUCCCAAUGUCAGUUAAUGUGGCACAACUGUUUUUUUUUUUUAAGUACAAGGUUUAAAUGUUUUUAUUUUACAAGUCUGUUUUCUCCACAGAUUUUCCCUUUGUUAGUAUGAUGAGCCCAUUCACUAAAUAUGAUUUUAAACAACCCAUCAUAGGUGAGUAAACACCUCUUGGUUUAUUUGACAUCUCGUGUUGCACUGUUGAAAUUGGAGGUUAAACUUUAAGCAACCACUUUAGAAGAUGACCUCGGUGCAAAAAUGCAGGAAUGAACUACAUGAAGACAGAAUCAAGCUGGCAGCCUCUCGCAGGAUUUUAUUCUGGUCACAGCAUCAAACACAGCUCAUGGACAGUCGAACAGACAGACCCCAGAACAGAAAAACCACAGAUCUCUUAUAGUACUCCACUGACGUCACCGAUCUCAAUCUUUUGCCAAAUGUGCGUGCGAAGCUACCUUCGUGUGUGUAUCACUUUCCCGUGGGAAAGCUCCCUACGUGACUUUUUCCCUGCCACUAUCUCUGAUGCACAGAGAUAUCUUCCUCUUUAUUUCCUGUUAUUGUAAUUAAACUUCAUCAUGACCUGAUGAAGUUUAUCCCAAUCUGACCUCUCCCAUAUCCUGUUUUCUUGCCUCAUAUUAACCUCCAAAACAUCCAAACAUAUCUGUUAUUUUCCCCCACACCACAAGUCCAUCCUUAAAGCUUUUGUAAAGCAAAAUAUAUAUAUAUAUAUUUUUUAUGGAUAUUGUUUUAUCUCGUCUGUCAAUGACGUGUAAGAGACUUGGUGGCACUGGCUUGCUUGUAUAGUAAACAAUUUAUUACAGACAUCAGUAUCCAACAAGCUCUGCAGAUGCUGGGAGAUGACUGUCAAUGAUGUCUUUCUCCUAGAUUUGAGUUUAAGCACUGCUGAUAUUAAGUUAAGAGGUGCUUACACAUCAUACACAAACUUCUCUUAAACAUCCUGUUUUCAUGACAAUUGGACUCUGGCUGUAAAUUGUGAGGUGCCAACUAUUACUGACACAAUAAGUCACAGGACUCAGAAAACAAAGACAGGAAAGGCUUCUUACUUGUAUUCUAUAGAAACCAUAUAUAGUUUCACAAGGGAUACCUAAAUAUUUAGUGAUCAGAAAACCACCUUUUCAAAUAAAAUGGCUCAAAUUUCUUGCUUUUAGAGUAGUUUUAAGUUUCUGAUGAUUGUGAAUGUGUAUUAAGGUGAUUCUCAUUUUAAUAUAUAUGAAAUUUAGUGUAAUUUUAAUCAUGUAUCAGACUGUUUUGAAGUAAUUUUCUUUCUUUUACCCUCUGCCAGGCUUGUCUCUGCUGAGUCUCUGUUUCAGCCCAGAGACUUCCAUCUUUUUUUACCUCUGCCACGUCUGCGGCGAGAAGUGUUUACCAGGAAAGAUUCUCUUCCAUCUCUCUUCUCAAGAUCAUUUCAGCAACUACUUUGUAAGGACUAACGCCAUAAAAUUUAACGAGUGCUUCAAAUCUUGGAUCCUUAACAAUAUAAACUUGUAUUUUGUGUUUUUAGACCUACACAGACCCCAACGUACUGUGUUACUCCUGGAUCCCCAGCAUGGAUGUGAGAAAGACUCAGAGGCAGGAGAUCUCCUGGGAAGCCACUAAAGCAGAGACAAAACAGCUACAGGUCUGAAUCAUGACAUAAAUGCCGUCAGUGUCAGGGACUCACAGUCUGCACCCUCAUCACAUGCAUGUCCUGUACUUGCACAAUAUGAAUUCAGUCCUGGUAUGACCUCAGGGUUUCCACAUUUUCAUGCACUGUGCUGCACCACUUGAAGAAACGGGACACCUUUCUCUAUUUUCUCUGUGCAGAUGUUGGAUUUACCAGAAGAUCUAUUAAAAAAGCUCAUAACCUGCUCCUACUCUGAAGGUAUAUCAUCUUAAAGUUGCUCUGAAAAAGCUGUUCGGUCAUUUUGUUGCAGAAUUUGUUGAUGGAAAUGUUCUGAUCUGUCUCCCCAGUGAUACACUCAUUGAGUGAAAAUGAGAAGCUCCUGAAGAUACUCAAGGGUGAGGCAGUUUUCGUCUCGUGAAAAUAGCAGCUCAUUUUGUAACUGACCAGAAACAUAAUUCACGCAUACCUGCUUCAGUUUGAAGUUUAUUGAAACUUUAAGGACUGUUAAAGCUGCUCUCAAGCUGUCUGAUAUGAAAUGAUUCAUUGGUACGAUUAGAGUUUUUCAUGUGAGCUCUGAAGUACGUCCUGGUGUUUGUAUGUGUGUUUCUUAUUGCUCUGAUUUCCACACCUCAUCUCUGCACUCUUUCUUUCCUUACAGCCAUAGAGCCAGAGAGGAAAACGAUCCAAACAUACCAAAAAGAUCCCCAAAAAAAGCAUCCACUUCUAGGUGUGUACACUGCUGGAGGAUUUACAGAUGAAAAAGUAGUGCUUGUAAAAUUAUAGUUAGGAAGUAAUAUAAAAAUAAAGUUUAAGAUUUGGGUUAAGAUGCUGCAGAAUACGCAGCAUUCUUGGUCGACUUCUGCAUGCAGUUUUGGCCAAAACAGUUAUUUCCUCUUCUCUUUUCCCUGACUUUGGUCUUGCAGGCAUGCAGCACAUAGUUGAAUGCAUUUCUGCUGGACCCUCUGAGAGGAGACACUACCUCUGCACUCUCUGCAAACUGACCAUUUCCACCCACAUGAUCAUCAAACACGUCGUGAGCUUUGACCACAUAUUUUCUUACUUUGUAAGUAUUGUCGUAGAUUGAAAGUCUAUCGAAGGAUUAAGUGAUUUACUCUCUCCGAAAAAGGAGAAAGUAUGUCAAGCAGAUAGGAACCACGUUGGUGCUUUUAUACCGUCAGGCUCACACCCCGUCAAAACACUCAGAAUAUCUAGAACAUGCACACCUCCCCAGCUCAGGAAACUCUGAUCUCUUAUCAGGUUUGUGCAAACUACCAAAUGUCCCUGAACCUCUAACAAUGGAGUUAAAUAAGCAACAAAACACGUGCUGAUGUCAAGUUAAAUAAUUUAAUCUAUUACAAAGACGACACCAGUAUAAAAUCAGCACCACAGAUGCUGGGAAACAACUGCCAAUGAUUUCCUUCUCCCAGAUCUCAGAUUGUGCUCCUCUUAUUUAGGGUUUAGAGGUGUGGUUCCUCUUAUAUCAACAUCUCUUGACCUUAAGUUUAUCUUCCUUUACCAUCUGGUUUAAAACUAACUUUGGCCUGAGACCUGUGAAGGGGAAUCUCUAUAUAAAAGGCUAUAUAUUCUAUAUAAUAUUUAUUGAUUAUCUUUUAUCAUUGAUUUAUAAACCGGUUGGAUUAGUGUUGGGUCUAAAACCUGCAACAAAACCAUUCUGAAGGUAUAUCUGUCCGGGCCUCUCUUUUUAUUUAGGGUUGUCCCUGGUUACACAACGCUGCAUAUACUAAAGGAUGGGGGAAACUAUCUGCAGCAGCGUAAGCACUCUCAUAAAACACAAUUAUGAACAACAGAAAAUAUGUGAGGGUCAAGGCGACAUUGUUGACAUUAAACGAGCUCCUUCUGAUAGGAGCGGAUCCUCCUUAUUACUUCCCACGUUUCACAGUGGAGGUUACAUCACACACACACCUGCUGAUAGGAGAAACAAGGUCAGAGAAGUUAGAAAACACUCAUGUGCUGUGUAACAAGGGGUUAAAGCAGUUCAUAGUUGUAGCAAACUCUUACAUAAGAAUUUGAGUAAGAUGAUAACUCCUAUAUACAUUUAUACACAUUAUUCUGACAAUUAGGCCUGGUUGUGCAGCCAGAGGUUACAUGACCCAGGCUGCUUUGCAGGGACCAAAAAUUAUUGGGUUGUCAAAACACUUAGGGUUGGUUUCCAGGUGGUCUAAGAAGAGUCCAAACAGUGGGUGAAUUUCAGAACAUCGAGAUAUGUCCUUGGAGUUGUAACACCAUGCAAUACACAUAUAAGUGGUGCACUUUUAUCGUUCACAAGUAACACACAAUCACUGUAUUCAGAUACACACCCAGCAGCAUAAGUAACACACAAUCACUGUAUUCAGAUACACACCCAGCAGCAUAAAAGUGUGAGAGAGAGAUGCCUGGGGCUCCUCUCCUUUGGUUUGGUCAAGACUGUGUUUCAUCUGUACUGAUUUCUACAAAAAAGACGCCCGCGCUGCUCUUCAGAGCUCAUCCUGUCUCCUGUGCGUUGUUUUGCUGUAUACUGUAAAUGUUUUCCACAACAUCUGUAGGGCACCAAUCAGCUGGACCAUUUGGGUUAGGAAACAUAAAAGAGACACAUCAAACACAUAGCAUAAAAGUUUCUCAGGAUACCCCAGGGAAACACACCAAUCGUAAACUUUAUGUCUUGUUGUUUUACUACAGAUACCUCAUUAUUCUCCUGCAGGCUGUUAUCUUUUCGUCUGCCAGGUCUUUGCCACAAAAGUAGAACACCAGAAGUGAAAGUGCCUUUUUCCUCUAAAGUCUCUCUAAACACUGAAUCACAACUGAUGGAAAUCUUUGUUCUUUGGCUUUUAUUCUUGCACAGAGAGUGUGGCACCCCUCCACUUUGCUGUCAAAGGGGAGCUACAGUGAUUACUCCACCUUUGCCUCCAUGAUCCUCAACUUGGCAAAGCAGAGUGAGGAGAUUCAUGGUGCUGCAAACUCUGAAUUGAAGGUAAUGUUUGUAAAUUACCAGGCAGAGUGUCCAGAAUAGAUCAGAUUGAUGCUUGUGUUUGAAUAAAUGUGAAACUGUUUGAUUCUCUGUCACAGCAAGUGAAGCUGGAGCCUGCGGAGUACACAUCUGUGGAUUUCGCCUGUUAUGCAGAGGGUUGGUGUUUUUUCAGACUGCAUUUGGUUUUUGAUUCCUUUGAUGGAUAUCUGCUAACAUGCACAAUGUGUCUUGCAGCUUUGAAAGAACUGGAGUCUAUUCGAAUGAAAAAGGGAGAGAGCAGCAUAAUCACUGUCGUCACACCGGGGGAAAAGCUUGGUAUGUAAUCUUUGGUCCAAAAAAUAUUUUUCAGCAGAUUAAUCAUCUUUUUAAAGCAGUUUUGGUUAAUGAUAUCUGGUCUUUUUAGUGUUUUUAUUCAACAUAUUCUUGCAUGAUUAGUUUGAUAUCUUCUUCAAGGCCUUCACAGAGUGAGAAAUCAUUAAAACCAGCGCUCUGACAUGGAUGUUCCCAUUUAAUUUCAAAGUAACCAAAGAUAGUCGAGCCCACUCAGUUGCUUUUUUCUCUUUCUCUCAGAGUGUCAGUCUACGGAUCGAUGUGAGCCAGUACAAUCUGUGCAGUUAAAACAACGCUGUCAGGUACAGUCUGUUUCACUGAAGUGGUCAUGUGUUAACUUUUCUGUGUUUCUCUGAGAUUUGACAUCAUUGAUGAAUACAUCUAACUAUGUUUUCCUCUUCUUCUGUUCCUGUUCACUUCCCCACGGUAGAACUGCGACAUAAUCUUCAACUCAUUCCAUCAAUAUUUAACCCAUGUGAAAACUCGCUAUCACCAAAAGGUAAAUCACUUUUUUUCCACAAAGUUUAAAAAAAAGAUUUAAUUUGAAAUUGUCAUCCCUUUUUGACAAGUAUUGAAUUUCUCCUUGUUGUCCUUCCCAGAUGUUGAUCAAAAUUUUUGGCAAAGGUACCCUUUAAUUUCCUCUCAUUAAUCCUAAUAUUGUUAACUGUUCUGUACAUGGUAAAAACCUUAGCUAUUCUUCUCUCUCUUACAGAUAUGACAGCUUUUGAUUAUGCAGACAGAGGUACACACUGUCCGUCACAGCAUGUUGCAAAAUUAUUUUACUGAUUUUACUUCAAUUCAUGCAAGACCUCAACUUCUUUAGCCUUUUAUAGUCUGCUGCAGAAAUUCUCCUUUUCCUUUUCAAAUUAGGAAAAGUGCCUUUUCUGACGUUACACCCACACCUCAAGGGCAGAAUGAACAGCAAACCUGCAGUCGGUAAGUGACCCAUUUGUUUGUUGUGUUUCUGUUUAUUUCUGCUCACUGUUGACUUUACUGUUUGUUCACUCCUGUGCUCUUUCAGGUGUCUCCCUGGUUGUGACAUGCAUCAGCUCUGAGGGGGGCAGGUACAAACCUUUUUGUGUGUGCUUUGCCUGCUCGGUCAGCUUCCAGGAAGCUUUGGCUGCUGAGCACUUGGACUCGGAAAAACACAUCAUGAAUACUUUGGUAAGGUUUUUUAUUCUAGAUGGUUUUGUUUGGUUUUGUAAAGCAGAUAGAAGUUGCACUGUUGUAUCUGGUCUGUCUGCGAUGUGUAGAUGCAGACAGAGGCUUUGUGACACUGGCUUGCUUGUAUAAGAGCAGUUUAUUAUAAAGACAACACCAGUAUCAGAACAGCACUGCAGUUGCUGGGAGAGGACUGCCAAUGAUGUCCAGCUCUCCCUAACCAGAGUUUGUGAUCCUGUUAUAUAGAGUCAUCCUCUCUUUGUUCCCCAGCUAUCUUUUCGUUAUCAUCUGUUUGUUUGUUGUUUUUUUUAAUCUAGUCUGGAAUUGUGACCUGUGAACUGUGACCUGUGCUCCGCACACACUCAACAGCCAGGAGACACAGUGUCUACAAUCCAUACUUUGAUUAGUUCAUGCAACUUUGGGAAAUACCUCAAGGCCUUGUAUGUUAAUGCUGUACUCCAGAUACCACAGCACUACUUCAUAAUAGUAAUAACUUUAUUUUUAUAGCAAUUUUUAAAAUACAAGUUUACAAAGUGCUUUGACAAAUAGUUGUACAGCACAGAACAUAAGCACAUGGAAAUAUAACAAAUUAAAAAUCCCAAUUUUUAAAAGCCUCCGAAUUGAAGGCCAAUUUCAUUUGUCACUUGGAACCCAGACAAUACAAGAACCCUACAACAUAAAAUGAGACCAUGAGGACCAAAAUAAAAACAUAAAAUAGGUUAGAAAAAUAAAUGUAAUAAAAAAGGGGGUUCGAAAGCAGAAAACAGGAUAGUAAAUAUAAAAAGAUGACAUUAAUAAUGAUAAUAAAAUCAUAACAAAAUAAUAAUGAUGGUAAUAGUAAUGAUAAAAUAGAAUAACAAAAAUGAGCAAGACAAAACAAUAAAAUAAAAGGUUAAAUAAGAAAAGAUUGUAAGUAUAUCAAAGGCUCAAAAGACAGUUCCUUUGUUUAAGGAUGCACUUUUUAGGUUAGAAUCAUACCUCCACGUAGGUAUGAUAUAUCGUAUGUUGGAUUAAUCCGAUUUUUUUCAGCUUUUGAAUGCAUUUGGAGAAUGUGCUUUUAUCAAGACGUAACAAAUCAUUCCUGUUAAAAUUCACUGUGAUUAUUUUAGUCAAUUUGGCUUUUAAAUGAAUAAAGGAAAGGUAUUAAUCGAAGUAAGUCAAUAAUAAACAGGGGAAGCAGUAGCUCAGGAGAUAGAGUGGUCAUCCAAUAACUGGAAGUUUGGUGGUUCCCCCCGAUCCCCAGUUCGUCCAUUGUGUCCUUUGGCAAGACACUUAACCCACCUUGCUCAUAGUGUGUGUCCUCCAUUGGUGUAUGAAUGUGAGUGUUGUGUGGCGGUGGUUGGAGAGGCUGAAGGUGCAAACUGGCAGCCACGUUUCUGUCAGUCUACUAAAGUAGUUUACCGCCACCAGGGUGUGACUGUGUGAGCGAAUGAAUGAUGUCUCCAAUAUAAAAUGCUUUGAAGUUGUCUGAUAAAGCGCUAUAAAAUCUGAUGCAUUAUUAUUAUUAUUAAUAUUAUUAGUGAUUGAUAACUUACUGCCAAGUUUUUGUCUGAAAUUCCCAGCUCUACCUGAAUCCCUGGAGACUCCCUCUUGCAUGGGGCAGUUGUCAGGAAUUCAAUGACUUGUGGUUGGCAGCAUGGGAAGAGGAAAGAGUCAGAGAGCCACAUGAAAGCGUGAUGAAGGUAAGAUGUCAGUGGGCUCUUAAAUGUUAAUGUUCUGAAUUGAAAUCAUAUAUAAAUCUCAAAAUGAUACUAGGAAUGUUUCAUAGCAUUUGUAGCAGCUCUGGACUUUUUUUUUCAUAAUUCUAAAGGAUGAGCAUGGCACACACACACACACACCAUCCAUCCAUCCAUCCAUCCAUCCAUCCAUUCGUCUGAAAUACAGCAGCUAUGUGAAAAAGGGAAAACAGUGUCCCUCUGGUUCUAAAGGGUAGGGCAGGAGGACAGAAAAAUGGCGCCAUCUGCUGGUCGGCAUAAAAAACCCAGUUUGACUCUCAAGGAAUAGGUGUACAUGAGAAAAUAUAUCCCAAAAUUAUACUGCAUUGGCAGUGUAUUGAAGAAAAAAUGUUUUAAUGGGAGUCAAUGGGACCGUUUCGGUCCUUAGGGGUGUCUACUGUAGUCAUAAAAAUUGCUAACAUGCAAAAAAGGUCAACGGAAGAAAAAAAAAUUAAAUUGCACCUAAAAUUACACACUUGGACAAACUUUCAUGCCAUUUGCAUCAUCACAGCCAAAAUUAUCCACAAAAGUAUAGUUACGAAGGACCAAAACGGUCCUAAGGGGUGCACAAGGGUUAAAAGGGUAAUUGUCUCAUUGAUUGUUUACAAAAAGUCAUCUGUUAAUUCUUAAUUAGUUCAGGAAAAAAAGCACAUGAAUAGAUGAUGCUGAACUACACUUGGUUUGAAUAAAUAAAAGGUGCUGACAGGGCAAAAAAAUCAGGAAAAAAAGUGUUGUUACUUUCUCUGGUUUUUACUUAUAAGGAAAUUUUCCUUCCAGAUACUCGAUAUACCAGAGGGGAUGUUUGCAAGACUCCAAUCACCAAGUUACAACCAAGGUGAGUAUCACUCUGAUGUUACAUUAUACAGAGAGGGGAGGGGAUGUUGGAUCGGAGUAAUCCCAGUAUGAGAUGGCUUUUGUCACGUUUUUUUUUUAUCAAUUUAUAUGCAUUAAAAAUGUCGAGGCAAACAAAACAGGCAGAGAACAAUAUAGAAAAGUUAAUGGAUGAGGCUGAGAGGAUCACACUGGUAUUGACUGUACAACUACAGAGGAGGUAGUUUUCAAAGACACCAAUCUGAGCUGAGUUAGGAACCCUCUGAAUAUCAUGUAAAGCUGCCAAUGGAACAGCAGAGAGACAACAUAAACAUAAAAUCAGCAAAUUUAUUCAGUGUUUUGCCAAUUUGAUUGAAUAUUACUGUAUAACAAAAGAUGUGGGUCAGGGUCUAUCUAUCAUGACAGCACAGUCUAUUUUAGGAGCCUGUAUGGUGAUAAACAGAUAAAGGGGGUCCUGUUGCUCCUUAUCUCUUCUUGAGGCCUUCAAUGUUAUAAGCACAGUUCAUUCAUCAUGAAUAACUAUAUAAAUGAUUAAAAUUCAUACUAACAAUGAGGUUGUAGAGUUUUUCUAGAUAAAGCACAGCCUUUAACUUUUAUUUUUUUCUUGUGUUUGUAAUAAAUUCCCUUUUUUUCUUUCAGUGAUGAUGACUCUGACACGUCACUGCACUUACUUGAAACGUGGAGGUUUGUGAUCAAAUUGUCUCCUGAAUUCAGAUGAUGGAAGCUCAUCUUUUUAACCUUCAUCUCAGACAGUCAUGUAUUUUUAAAUUGUUUUAUGUCUGUGCAGUUCCAUGCUCUGAAACAUGCACCAAACUCAGAGACAAUGAGAGAUUUCCUCUGCUGGGUAAGUACAUGCGGACGGGAAAGAAGUCCUGCCAGAAGUCAGACACGUACCUCUUCUAUUGAUAGUCUGUUUUACCUUUUUGUUGCAGGUAGAGAGUUCCUGACUGUCUACGAAGUGUCUUUCAGCCCCCAUCAGCACAUAGAAGAGGUGAUAUUGUGUACGCUUUGCCGGAGGAAACUGUCAAACCAAGAAUGCUGGGCUCAUGUGUUCAGCCGGAAACACAUUGAAACAUUUAUAGUGAGUACUUUUAAUAAGUUACAAAAACUCUGUUCAUUGAGGUGAGGCAUUUCUUAACAUUGCAUGGUUAUAGAGUCUGUUUGCUCAGUAUGUAGAGAUGGGUAUAUAAUACAUGGACGAAAGAAGUGUGUAUUUUAAAGUGAUAAAACGUGCUGUAGAGAUAAAGCAAGGAUCCACGUGCCUGGCUGACACACGCUUUUACAUGGUAUUAAAUGUCAUGAGCAGUUAAAUGACAGUUAACAGCUCAUAAAAAGUGUCAGAAAAGUUAUACUGCAUAUGACUUGCAGCCAGCUGAGUGUGGUCUUUGUCUUCAAAAUGUUUUACUUGCAAGGAGUCAGCAGCUUACAACAAAGGCAGCUUUUUCUGACUGAGGAAUUCAAGAUUUUUACACAUGCUUUAUUAUGCAGUCAAGAAACAGACACCCCCACCCUCUAACACACAGUAUCAUCUCACAAGUAGAAGGACAUAAGAGUAUCGAAAUAUGGUAAAGGCUGCAGCUGUGGUCUGCACUGGGAGAACAAAGAGAGCUUAAUUCAUCAUUCAUCCUGCUUAUCAGUUCAAUGUCACACUGGUGGGAAAACAACCUGUGAGUGAAACUGUAGCAUUCAUCUAGUUGCAUGGCGUCAGUGGAAAAGUAUCAACACAAACUCACAAACCCAAGGCCACAUUUCUCCUUUUCAUGCUCAUUUAAAAGAAACAGAUAUAACUGUGCAAGCAUUCACACCAAGUGAUUUUCAGUAAAUGAUGAUUAACACAAAAUACACACAUGAUAGCAUACAAAUACAAUUUUUCUUUCAAAAAGUCAAGGUAACAGGUAAUUUAAUGAUGCAGAACAUUUCAUCUAAACAUCUGAACAAAACCUCAGACAGAAUGUGAAAAGUCCCUGUGUGUGUUGUAUUCCUUUUAACCUUGCUGUUGUUUUCUGGGAAGAACACUGGUGAUAAUAACUCCUGCCUCUCUGAGAAAUAAACGGUGUAAUAUUUCUGAUGUUUAAUGACCAAUGAAAUGACUGAAAAUGUACCACUGAUGACUAUUGUCCAAUGAAAACAUGUAUGUUCAAUGUGAGGAAAAUAUAAUGGUGUUAGAUAAUUUUAAAAUAGCUGAAAUGGGAGCCCCUCCCUUUGACUGUCUCAAAAGACUGUUGCUGAUAGACUCUUUUUUGUCAAACAAAGAGAAUUGCUUGGCUCUUUUUCUUUUUAAGGAGCAAAAUAACACAAACCUUCCUCAGGCCUGAACAUUUGUGUUUGUAUUUGUAGAACUGUUUUCACCCAGGGUCCCUGGAUUCAAACACUGAUAGAGAGACCCUGUUGGACUUGGCGAAACAGGCAGCAAGUCAUCAUCCAGUGCAGCUCAUGAAGGUAGUCUUUUCCAGAAGUUUACACACCAUCUUGAUGAAGCAUCUCCUUCUGCAGUAUGCUCACCCUGCUGUUUUUUCUGCACUAAAAGAAAGCUUACUUGGACAUACCCAUCAAGGAGCCAUGUACAUACAACCAGAGUGAGUAUGUGCUGUGUCCUGCAGCUGAAUGUAACAGCAUGUAGUAUGUUACUGUGAACUGGCCUUUGAAUUGUAUCGUACCAUUUUUGUGUUCCAGCUGUUAGGAUCCUUAGAGCUGCAGUAGGUAGACAAGGACAAGGACCCCUCACUCCUGAGAAACUUCCAAAGAUGAAACUCUGUAAGUCACUCCAAGUUUGUUACCCACACAGGUGUUUUAUGUGCAGUAGACUGAAGAAGUGUGGCUGAGGCUUGGGAUGUAAUGCUGCACGACUCCUUUUAACUCACAGAUUAUCCAUCUGAAUAAUUAGAAGGGACUUUUGUUGCAGAUGUUUUCAUUAAAAUCCUUUUUUUUUUUUAUUCCAUGUGUUUCUCAGUCCCCAGAGGAACUUCAAAAGACACAGAUAUAGACCCUGUGAAAGACAACAUCCUUGAAAACAGCAGCAUGGUAGAGGGCCCUGAGAAAAUGACUGAUGAAAUGUGUGCAGACAACCUCAUUAAGACGGAAGAUGGUGCUGCAGUGCCCAAUAAGCAGUGUUCAGAACUGGUAGAAAAUGCCAACCACAUAGCUGAUGUGAAGAAUGAAACACCAAAUAAGAGUGAAUCGUUGAUAGUUGUUAAAGAGGAAAUUCAGAGCGCUGGUGAGCCAUGUCAAGUGAUAAAAGAGGAGAGGAUAGAAGUCUUGAUUAUGAGUAAACCACAAGAGGAGCAAAAUAAAGGCUGUGAGUACAGAGACAUUGAUUUAAAGCAGGAAGUUGAAGAACAAGACAGCCCAAACCCUCUGACACUCUUGAAGAAUAACACGUGCAAAGAAGAAACAGAGAAAGCCAUCAGCAUGUCUGCAGAGUCCCAGGACAUUUGUCUUCAGAACAAUGAAGAAAAUAACCAAAGUCUGCCUAGCAACAGGCAGACGCAGAAAAUCACAGCAAAGGAGGGAGAGGGCAAACUCUGUCCAAAGGGUGAGUAAAUGAACCAAUAACAUGUUUUGCAUCCAGUGGUUUAUUUGAUGCCAUGUAUUACAUGUCACUUUGGUGCAUAACUUGGUGUAUUCAAUGAUAUACCCAUCAAAGAUAGGUCAUCAAUACACUGACAAAUCCUGCAGGCAUGCAACACUUCACAAAGAACACACGCAUGUCCCUUUCAUGGUGACGUUCAUUGUGAAGGAUUUGAAGUAAGACAGUCCUGGGGGGAGGAGAUAGUGAUGUGUCUCAGUUCUCCCAGUAAUAGCAGCUGUCCCUCAGGGGAUCUUGACCUCUGUUGAGCUCUACACUAGACACUACUGGCUUUGUUGUUGUUGUUGGCUUGUCUAAGUAUUAGUGUAGAACCUUCAAUGGAGAAAUCAGCAGUCUGACUCAAAUCAGGAGAUGAAGCUGUCCAAGUUACAUCCAAGUAACUUUAUUCAGCAUGCAAAUGAACCAAGUCAGUGAGAAUGAACUCUGCAGAAUCCAGACCGAGGUAACUAAGAAAAUCCCCUUCUUAUACAGCAUUUCACAGUAGGCGUUCACUUCUUAUCAUAGUACCAACCCUUUUUCUUUGUGUAAGUUCUAAAACCCUUGUUUCUAAUGCUGUCUGUGCAAGACCGAUGAGGCAAAGCCCCUUUCUGAUGAGCUCAGCCAUCAGGUGUUGGUUUUCUAAUGGUGGUGUAAUGGAGUGAUUUGUGACCGACAAGCAAUACGACCACAUCUGAAACACAGAAGACAGCUGGGGCGUGCGCAUCAAGCCCCUGCCCCUUUCUCCUGUUUCCGCGGACAGUGUUGCCAGAUUGGGCGGUUUUCCGCCCAAUUGGGUUACUUUCGUUUACGUCAGACGGGGAAAAAAAUACAUUGGGCGGGUAAAUACAAUUUGGGCAGCUUUUGUCCACACUUGAGGAGUUUUUCGUUCUCAAUAUUGUUCAAGUUAACGGAUUCUGCGUAAAGGGUAAGAUGAUUUUUAUGUCACCUUAUCUUAGUUGCACUGUGACUGAUUUGUAGCCCACUGAUAGCACUUGCUCGUUUAUCACCUCCGCCAAUGAGGUUAUGUUUUCGGUAGCGUUGGUUUGUUUGUCUGUUAGCAACUUUACGGAGAAAUUAACAGACGGAUUGACCUGGAAUUGAGACCAGAGGUGCGUCUCAGCCCCAGGAGGAUCCCAUUACAUUUUGGUGGUGAUCCAGAUCGCCUUCUGGAUCCAGGAAUUUUUUGAAGGAUUCUUUAUCAUUGUGAGAUAGGGCAAAUUUUGGAAUUUUUGCAUUUAACUCUAUAAAAAUAGCCAGAGUCUUUAGUAAAAAAAUUACACAAAAGGAUCUCAAUGAGUUUUAUGAGGUGUCAAAGGUUGAUCCUGAUCCAGACAAAAUUCCGGAUACUGUAAGCUGCUUGGCGGAGGUCUGCGCUCUCCGAGUGCUUUUCUAGUUUUAAAUUGAUUUGCAAGUAGUCCUCAUACGGGUCAUCAUUAGUGAUGUAUAUUAUUAAAUGUACUAGUUCUACAAAUGUUAAAAGUGCACCUUUGUACGUGCAGCAUUCAUUUUUGCUAAUCUGAGCCUGGCACUAGGAUGUCAGAGGCUCAUCUUGCAAUUUGUGUAGCCUAUGGUUGAUUUACUGCGCUCUUGUUGGUUGCAGUUAAACCUGUUUAUCAUUAGUGUGGUUAUUUGAUGCUAUAUGAAGCUCUGGGUACUUACGAGCGUUUUCUAUUGCAUGUGUUAUGAUUGUACAACUUCGUGGUUUAGGCUGUUUCUUAUUGGAUCGGGCGGGAUCUAAAAUGUGAUUGGGCUUGAAACUGUCAAUCCGAUCUGGCAACACUGUUUCCGCGGUUGUCAGGGUUACUAUCUAAGAAAGAUCUAAGAAAAAGGCUAAGAAAUUAGGUAAACUAGCGCUGUUUUCUGUCCAAGUUUCAUGUCGACAGGAAUGGUCAUUACCUGCCUUUAAGUGGGUAAGAAUGAUCACUCGAGUACUCAUAGACAUAAAAACUUUGUAAAAGCGAUAAAUGAACUGGGCUGUGGCCGUUAAUCCUACUGAAACCAGCGAAUGCUGACAACUGCCGCUAAUCGCUCCAUUAAUUUGAUAAAAAAAUGAUUUCCGAAAUUUUCUACUGAAUAAUACUUUUAUUGUUAAGGCAUUUGUAUUCUGAAACAGAUAACUCAGGAAACGAGGCACUUUGUUUUAUCUCAAACUUGACACAACAAAUGCCAAACAAUGCUGACCCCUUAAGUGUUCGUGCUGCUGCGUUCGGGUUACCUCGGAAGUCAGAUGUCAGCUGAAAAUGAAGUCAAACCCGAGUGCCCAGAGUCUCAAUUUUGGCAAUCCGAGGAAAGUUCAGGCUGACCUCUCAGUUGUUUUAACGACCAGUCCUCCAAAAUAUCUCUGCCUGUUAUCAAUCCCUUACAUAUGUGUCUAUGAUUUUGACAACAAAGUUUUAACCCAAACUUGAGCUCAAACAUCUGCUAUAGAUCCAGUAUUUGGAUAAGGGGACUUAUCUGACCUAGAUGUGUGUGACAGGUUUUCCAGGAGGCCAAAUGAAGUGGGACAAAUGUGUUUGCUUGUUUCAAUGUGUUGGCAACAAAUGAAACUGUGGCAACACACAGCAAUCUCCUGUGUUUCUUGAUUCUCAAUGUGUGAAAGACUAAGACUGAAGUCACAUCUGGCUCUUUUGCAGCAUCAAUGCACCAACAACCAGACUGGCUAUGGCAAUAUCUCAAGAGAACAAGCAGAGCACCUGUAAUCGGUCAGCUCUUUUUAUAAAUCAUUUUUGAAAUCAUAAGUAUGUAGAGCUAGUUGAGAGAUGAUGAAUAAUGUAAACUUGAUGUGACCAUUUUUUCUUCCAGGCUUACAGGCACUUGUUGAAUGCAGUUGUAAUGACUUUGACCCCAUCUACCUCUGUGAGUGCUGCUCUAUGAAAAUCCUGGAGAAGGACAUUGUCGACCACAUCACUGGAGUGUCCCAUAUGAAGAUGUUUUUGAUAGUGAGUGAAUAUGCUGGAACAAUACUGCAACAUUAUCUAAUAUGCUUUGGUAGUGUCUCACCCUGUAUAUGUUUGACAUCAGGGACCUAAAAGGCUCCCAUAUCCACCAGGGGUGCACCAAGGGAUGGGGAUCAAUCAGUUUGCUGCACUGUUUGAGAAACAUUACGGAUAUGGAGAGGCUCAGGUUUGACCCUUCUUUAAAUUGUUGGAUAAUAUGUUAAGAUGUUGAUAAAUUAUAUAAACACUAUUUACCAGGGAUGCCCCAAUCAGCUUGUUUGGUUCUGAUCCGGAGCUGACUUUUUUUUUUAAUAUUGACCAUCUGUGGAUACAGGGUCCCUAUUCAAUACUUGUUUUUGUCUUGAGAAAAGAGCUGGUCCAUUUGCUGAAAAUACUCUGCUCUAUGCAACCCACAAACCUGGUGUGCAUUUGGUACUGCACACUUAAACUGCAUAGUUUGUCACAGAGCUCCUGUAAGGCAGUGUCUGAAAUGUGAGUGUGGAGAUAGCAGGGUAUACCUGGUGAUAUAUUCUGAUUCCUCUCUUAUUUUAAGCCAUUGUAUUAAAUUGGUAGAAUUGAACGCAGCUCUACUUUGGCUGUCUCACUGAACAGUCAUGUUGCACAUCGCCAUUUGUACUUCUACACAGCUGACAGAGAUGCACAUGCUAAGUUACUUGUACAUUCAUGUUCUGCCACAAAUUGUGCUCAGUUUAAGACUGAUCCAGUUAAAAUUGCCUGGGUCAUCUCUGAUGCUGUAGUUGAGAGUGGUAUGGAGACAGAUAUCCCAACACUGAUGAUUGUUUUGUUUCUGGACCGCAGGGUGUGGAUCUGAAUAAAGAGGUUUACUGUCGUGUUUUGACACAAAACUUUGAAUCAGGUUAGUGUCAAUCAUUCUUGAGGUAAAGUGUUGAAGUUACUUUGACAAUUAAAAAAUGUCAAACUGACAGUACUUCCUCUGUAUUUUACAUCCUUUCUUUGUAGCUCUGCAGACAGUGAAGGGGCUUCAAGCUCAGCAGGACCGUGUUUGUGAACCCAUGCCAACCUCAGCGCUGUCUACUGCUCAGCCUGUGAAAACCUCUCUGAGUUUUCACAGUGCUCAGAGUCCGCACAGACACAAUUCAGCCCAGGAUAACUAUCAGGUCAGUUUUUUACAGCUUUUGGUGACUGCCUUUUCGACCUGUAGUCUGACACAGUUCUUCUCAUAAAACACUUUUUUAUUUCACUUUUUACACAAACAUUGAUUUCCCUGAUGUGCACAUUUUCUGAUUUUUUUCUUGGAUAUAUUUUGCUUCAAUUUUGUGGAUAUGAGGACGAGUUACAACUCAACAAGCGUGCUGGCUCAUUUAGUUUAGUGCUUGGGCCUGCUUUUCUUCACACUUCUUGAGAGACAAGAUUUGUUUUUGUACUUCUUAAACUCCUUUCUCUCGUGACCUCUUGGUCUCUGAACCACUUUUUUAUGGCCUCACUCCCCCCAACACUGAGGAGGAAUUCCUUGUUUCCCAGCUAAUAGCUUAACCAGAGCACCACAGGAGGAAAUCUCUUUGAACUCAAUCUUAAAAAGCUCACUUAGGGUAUCAGAUUUGCAGUAAAAUUCAGUUGUAUGGCUUUCUAAUAGCUGUGAAUGGGUUGUGACGUGUCUCAAUUUCUUGAUAGUUAGCAAGGCCAAAAAAAUUUCCUACUGGGGGGCCAGCAUCCAGUACAGGCUGCUGUAAUGAAUACUGUUAUCUCAGCUCUGAUCUCUCAAUUAUUCUAAGUAUUUAGUCUUCUUGAAGACAAGCAUGCAGAUACAAACCAGGAGAUGAGCUAGUGAAGUUGCAUCAAAGGAACUUUAUUCAACAUGGAAGUGCACAAAGUUAAUGAGCAUGAAUUCUGCAGUAGUCAGACUGAGGUAACAAAGAAAAUCUCCAUCUUUUUUUAGCACAUUUUGUUAGGCGUUUACUCACUCGUAUGACCACAGAUUAAACCCUUUUUCUUUGUGUAAAUUGCAAAUUUAGUGUUUUCAACAGUGUCAUUCUGAGCCCUUUAUGUGAAGACCCUUUCCUAAUACUGAACUCUUGUGUCUGCCUCCUGUCAUUUAACUGAGAUUUCUGUCAUUUGUUCCUUUUUAUUUUAAAGGAGGUGGACAUGGAAAUUAGUGAUUUAGACGACUCUGAGACCAAGCCAUCCUCAGUAACUACUUCCAAAACAGCUGGGUUGGCCCCUGAUUCAGGCGAAAACGUCAAAAUGUCCCCAGUGGAAGAACCUGGACCAGCCCACAUGUAUUCCUGCAAAACUGCUUCAAGAAAAAGUGGAGAAACAUCAAGUCAUCAUGUAUCUACAAAGGAAGCAAGCACAACAUGUAUACACCAUGACUCCAAAGCUGAAAUUAUUUCAAACAUAAAUUUGAGACCGAUAAAGGAAGAAGAAGAAGAAGUGGAGUUAUCUCAGUAUGGAGAUGCUUCAGAUACUGCUGUAAUGAACUCCACCAACGCCAGGAAAGCCAUCUUGGAAGGUACCACCAAAGCUUCAAGUUCAGCUCUGGAAAGCCUCAGCAGAACAGCUGCCCCUGUUGUCAAGUUAACUGCCAACAGUUCAAGCUGUACUGAGUCCAAAUUAAUAAAAUCUGAACCAUCUACAACUAGUGUCAGUGCAACCACCUGCAAGUCUUCCACAGCUGAUUCAAAUAACUGUGCUGCAGCCACUAUAUCUGCAGGUGACAGUGGUUUGAUGAGAACCACUCACAGUAGAGAAACUGACAAAAAAUGUGAAACAUCAACAUCUAGUUACUUUGUAAAAACAACUCAGCUGACUGCAGCCAACCUCAAGAACAGUACGACAGCUGCCACAUCUGCACCUCAGGAUAAUUACAGAGCUGCAGCCACCAACAGCAGAGAAACGAUCUACAAAUAUGCAACAUCGACAUCAGAUGCACGUGCAGCCACCACCAAAUCAACUGGGACUGAUCCACAUACCAGUAAAACAAACAAUGUUUCAAAAGCCAUUACCAACAGCAGUACUACUCCCUCUACUAACAGCAGAGAACCAGUUCACAAAAAUGCAACAAGUUCCUUUGCAGUAUCCAUCAAAUCUGCUCCAGGCAACAAAGAUACCAGAGUGGCCGCAGCCUCAUCUGCAGCUUCAACCAACAGUGACAGAAGUACUGCGAAGACAUGUGUUUUAUCAACAUCGAGUUCCUCUUCAACCUUCAAAAGGCCUGCAUCUACAUCCAGCUUCACCCCAGCACCACCAAAAAGAACAGCAGAUUCCUUCAUAACUAUGUCAAAUUCAACCAUCUCAAGUUCAGCUGUGGUCUCUAAACCUGUGAACAUGCUCAGACCAGUGGAAAGCAGAAUGACAGUUACAGAUAAAGCUAAGAGGGACCCUACAGUAGUUUCCUGCAGACCUUCACCUGCUGCUCCAUCUUAUAAAACAGUGUCCUCCGUGCCCACUGCUAGAACUUCAGCUAAAUGUGGUCACGCUGAAGUCCUCUCCAAGAAUGCAACUGAGGAGAAAUCUGUGGGGUCUAAUACAGAUGCUGCACCAUGUCACUAUAACAGCACUGCACCAAAGGAUGCUUUUAAACUUGGUAGGUAUUAUUCUUCAUGCAAAGAUUACUCAAAGUCUGUUACUGUGACGUGUUUCCAAAGAGACAUAGCAUAAGAGUUGUCCAAUUUUUUGAAAGGGCUACAAAGCAAGGGGCUAAAAUGAAACGUAAUAUGCUGCUGCAGGCUUUCUCAGGCGGACUUGAGUUAUGGGGUCAAAGGUCACCUCACAACCCAAGAAUCCAUAUGUUCUCUUGAGAAAAUAUCCCAUUCGACAGUACUGUUGCUUAUUUUCACUGUUGUCUUUACAGGCUUAAACUACUUGUUAGAAGUGUCAUGUGGAGGAAGCAGGCAAGUCUACUGUCGGCUGUGUUCAUCCAGGCUGAGACGGGGAGGUCACCUCAUGAGCUACAGACACAAGUACAACUAUGUGGUGCGUGUUGUAUUAGUUCCAUAGAAAAACAUACAACAUGAACAAAGCAGAGCAGAUACAAACUUAAUGCUAACUCUUAUGUUCUUGCCAGAAAAUGAAGUACCCUGAGUGGACUGCAAGACCCUCUGAGAUGAAAAGCAAACUUGCCAAGAUAGUGGCCCACUUGGCCGCGAUUGAAAAAGAUUUAGAGCCGCAGUGCAUCCAGGUGACACACUCUCAUACAUGAAAAAUAACCAACACUCUCUGCUUGUCUGUUUGCUUUCUUCAAAAUGGCAUUAAUAUUUAUUCACUGUACUAAACUGAACUCAAAGCUCCAGCUAGGAACAAGUCUCAUCCAUUUAUUUUGAAGGUUUCAAGCUGCUCAGCUGGAAGCAACAAUAUAGAUGCAAUGUAAAUAGACACAGUUUAUUUAUGUAUAAUGAUUUUUAAAAAUUUAUUCAUCAGAGUUUGUAAUGUUGCUUUCUGGAGAUGCUAACAAAGUUUUGUUGUAUUUAUUCAUAUCAUUAUGUGCAGUGGAAUUUAACUGUAAUAAAGACAUCAAACGAGACUUUCAAGGAUGCAACAACAUACUGUAUGAUUGGAGUUCAGCUGGGGGGUUGUUUGAUCAAAAAAAAAGAGAGGUGUUAAACGAUGGUCUCACCUGAUUGACUUUGUAUGCAGUUGACUAAUACUGAGUGGGAAGCCGGAUACAUUAAUCAAGAACUUGAGGAUAAACAAAUUCUGUACAUGAGUUGCUCAUCAGUGUUUGUCUUUGUUUUUGCUAGAAAGUGGAGGUGAAUUUGACUGUGUACAACCAGCUGGGCCUUCUUCCAGAAGACAAAGGUAUGAAGUUAGUCAUAAACUAAUCCCUCUGUUUGCCUUACAGGUGAAAACUUUGACUAAUAUACCUUUGACUGCUGGUUAAACUUGAGGCAUUGAUGGUUUUGAUUUUAUUUCUGUCUGAUUGGAGUUCUGAACAUUAUCAUGAGAUGUUUUGGAGGUGUUUUUAAGCACAUACAGUGAUUUCCACUUCGGAGUCAACAUGCCUUUGCAUGUAGGUCUCGAUUGCAAAAUCUAUCGGUGAACAAAGAGAUAUACAGGAAUAGAUUUUGAUGAAUAGACAGGUGGAUAAGAAUAAAUAUAUAUGGAAAUUUAUACAUAGAUGUUGUAUAUACAGAGAUAUAUUUGUUAUAAUUAGAUACAUAAAAUGUGUCAUGAAGUUUGAAGGUUUUAUUCUAUCAUGUCAUUUACAAAUGGGUCUGUUGUGGCCAAAUGUUGAAGAAAAGACAGACAGGUUCAUGGAUUUGGGAUCUCGUUCACUGCUUCCUCUGUAACGUAUUUAAACCCACCAGACUCUGACUGCAUCACACCCAAAACAAAACAUUCACACUGGAUUUGCAAACAAAACAGAUGUCUGAAAUACCCUGACCUUUAACCCUGGUGGUUGAAGGCUUGGGUGUUUCAAUCCAUUAGGUCAUGUGGCAGUAGGUAGUCACAGAGGCUCCAAAGGUAACAAAUAAAAUCUCUUUUUUUUGUCCUCUCCUGUGUGGAUCUUCAAACACACACGAAAUGAUACAUCUCAUAUCAUGACACUAAAACAUCUGUAAAAUUCAAUGUAUCAUAUUUUCAUGCCUCUCAAUGAACUCUUCAGUGACCAAAAUCCCAGCGUGUAAAUGUCUACAAUUUAGAAAUGAUAAUAAUAAUUCCGAUAUUGAGAGCAUGUAGUGGGGAAUAAAAAAGGGACCAGAGAUCUGCUCUAAUAAGUAAAAGCUGAGGAGGUGCAGGACCAGUAGAAGACGAAAAAUAGCAUUUUGCUAAUGUGCAACAUUAUGAGCUUUGUUUUUCCUCUUCUCUGUAACUAUUUUCUCUUUUUGUUUUUAAAGUUACUUACCAUUAAGUUUGCAUGUCUCGAUAGAUCUUUCUUACCACAUGUAUCUUCCUGUUUUGAAGUUGUAUGAUCAACCACAAGACUGUUUUAUGUGGUAUUGUCUCACACCUGUGGCUGUGCAGAUUCAGCAGUAUCCUAUAAUAUAGAAUAUCAAUGUCGAAAUUGCAUGGAAUUUUUACCAAGUACUCCUGUGAUUUAUGCAACGAUCCUAUCAAGAAACACUCAAGUAAAUAAUGAAAUUCCCAACCAGCACAAUGUGACACAAUCCUGGUUUUUCCACACCUCAGGCUCACUACCUUUCUGAAACUGUUUUUGUUUUCUCUCACCAACUUGGCUGAGCAAUUGCUGUGUCGACUUCCAUGAAUUUUUCUUACAUAGGACUGUUUCACUGAUUGUUUCAUUGCUUGGUUUUUAAUCCUUUCUGUCUUUUUUUCUGUAGCUUAUGAAAAACUAAUGGGAAUGUUGCGACAGAAAGACUCCGGGGUGUCAUCCUCCACUACUGACACAGGGGAGGUGUGGACACCAGAUGCUGCCUUUUCAAGUCCAUUUGAAGCUUUAAGCCCAGAUGAUGGUAAAUUAAACUCAAGGGUUGUUUUUAAGUCGCAGGUUUUUACUGUGUAUUUUCCUUCACUUACAAAUACAUCGAAAGUCUUAUUGUCUUUGUACACAUUAUUCUCAGCUCUGGGUGUAUAUUUACAGAUAACUACAUGUAAGUAUGUGUGCUUUGGUAUUUUGUGUUUUAGAAAUGGGCUUGUGGCAGAAUGAAACAGCCAGAUUUAGUCCUGAAGUCCACUCUGAGCGGGAGAGCAAACAAGUGCUUGAAACGCAGCAUGUGGCGGCCCCAGGUAACAAACGUGUAAAAUAGAAUCAUUGAAGACUCUUUGGCCAUGUCACGUCACUCAUUCAUAUACUGCUGUCAUUUUAGAAAAUGGGCCUGUUUCGAAAGAGGAGAGAAAUCUUGCUGCAGGUCACAGGUGGGACACAGCUGAGGGCUCACAGAGUUUAGAUCCAGAAGCUGAACCUGCGGCAGGUUUGUCUGUCUUUGUGUCAUUACACUUUCUCUUUACCAAUCCAAAACAUCUUGACUAAGACAGCAUCUCUGCUCUUUGUUGAUGUUUGAGUCUGAUGUAGAGUCCUGUGCUGUGGUUGAAGUAAAAAUGCUUCUUAAUUAGCUGUCUGUAUUUUCCUCUGUUGCCUUCAUUGAAUUUAUCACCUUCACCUUCUGCAUCCUCCUUAAUCCGCCAAAUCCAUCUCUCACAUCCAUACACUCAAACAGCCACAGGACCUCCAAGCAGCGUGCCUCCUCGUACCUUCAAGUUAGGAUCAACAAGUCCAGAUUCCCACGUUAUCAAUACAUCCCAAGAGGCUCAUGAGGAGACAACCCAGCAGGACAAAAGUGAUCCAGAAGUUCAGGCCACACAGAAGGAACUGGAGGGUGUUUACCCAGAAGAGCUCGCAUCUGAUGUGCCAGCAAAUAAGGAGCAGCAGAACCAACCAAGACCCAGCCAGGGGGUGAAACCAGAACAGCCAAGAUGCAGUUCAAGACCUGACAAUGAUGGCGCUUCACUUGAGCUUCCAACGAUUCGAAUAAGUGAGCUUCAGUUUGAGCGUUUAGUGUGUUUGUUUUUCCAUUUUAUAAACUUGACUCUUAAUGUUUACUUGUUUGUCACAGGGGACCCAAACAGGCGCUGCAGUAACUUGUCCAUAUAUUUGGCUGUGAAGAACCUGAAGUCUAUAGGUAGGUGCAUCCAUUCUUUCCCAGCACAUCCUCUCCACCACCUCCGUGUUGAGAUGCCACAUUCCCUGUGUUUUCAUCAGGUCUGAACGCUGUGUGGGAGUGCAUAGGGCUGCUGCGAAAUUCAUUCUACCUGUGUGAGAGCUGCAGCGAGCGGCUCUUCAUCAAUGACAUCCUCAAACACAUGAUCAGUGAUGCGCACAAGCUCAAUCACAUGGUGAGCAAUGUCUCAUGUAUCUCAAUAAGGUUUUCUACUACGAAAAAGACACGUUUCUUCAUGUAAAGUGGAUGUUUUUCAGCGAAAGGCGUACAGUUGGUCCAUGGACUUCUGGGAGAAUGAGAUCUUGACUCAUGAUGAAAAACUGGACCUUUUGGGGAAAGUUGUGCAGCAAGUGUCAAACAGGGAGCACAUUCUCAAUAUGGAUGCACAGGUAGAUCAUAUUUAUCAUGCGCAUUAUUUUAAACAAACAAUUUCAGUUUUCAUGUACAAAGUAGAAUUACACCCCUCUGAUCGUUCUCACUCUGUUCUUUCGCAGGUUGCACUCCUGCCGCCAGAUUUGUUUGAACUUGUUAAAACAGCUCCAUUUACUGAAGGUAGUAUUUGAUUUUUAAAGUAACAGUCUUCAAAGUUUAUGGUCCAUAUAGAAAUACACCUAACAUCGUCAAAUGAUCCCUUUGCUCUUUCUAGCGUUGAAGUUUGUGCGGGACUUCACACUCAAAAAGAGCUUUGUCUCCCCUCUCAUCAGUACUUCACAAAGAAAGGGUGAGUUCUAGCCGACCCUACAGUCUCUUUUCUGUCCAGUUCUUACACACGGCUUUACUAAAGUGACCCCCUCAGACUGAAAAUGGCGAUGAAUGAUGAGGGUUUUGCUUUCUGAUGCUCAGACCAGCCUCCUGAUGUGCCACAUAAUGACCUUUGUUUUUCCUCUUCUCUGUAACUAUUUCUUCUUUUUGUUUUUAGAGUUACUCACCAUGUGAUCAUCAAGUUUGCAUGUCUUGAUAGAUCUUUCUUACCACAUGUAUCUUCCUGUUUUAAAGUUGUAUGAUCAACCACCAGACUGCUUUAUGUGGUAUUGUCUCACAUCUGUGGCUGUGCAGAUUCAGCAGUAUCCUAUUCUUCUUAUACCUCAUAUGUUAGUUUUGAUUAGACUCGUCCUUUGCCACCUGUCCUGUUAUGAGCACACACUAACUGAAAUUUGGUAACUCCGACUGUUAACACUCUCUUUGUUGCUGUUUCUCCUCUCUUUGGAAAGACAACUUGAUGGAAAAAUCUAUAAACAAGUUAUCAUGCUUUAGAUGAUUUUAGAUUAUUCUAGUUGAUUUAAACCUUUCAGAGUGAUUUCAAUAUGAUUUGAAUCCUUAAAGCUGAUCUUAAACUUUUAACCUUUUAGAAUGGGAUAUGAAAGUGUUGAACUUUGUGCCAUGUGCUGUGCAAAAGAUGUGAAAACACCGAUGUUCCUCAUUAUACAUGCCAUACAUAUGCAAAGAAUUAUGAAAGUAAUGAUGUUCCUCAUUUUGUAAGGUUAACUGAAACUGUUGCAAAGGUGACAGUCUCUUGAGUUUACAGAAGUGGAUGACUAUGCAUAAUCAUGAAAUAAAAGAAUGCUUUUGUGGAGGAACUGGCAGAGAGGGACUGACCGAGGACUCGAGCAGUUCUCCUCAGCCGUUCUUUCCUUGUGCAAGUAAAACGUCUUUUGGUUUGUUAAAUAUGUCCACUUGAACCUGACAUAACUGAGUGUAUGUUGUAAUUUUUACUUAGUACUCCUGUGAUUUAUGUGACAAUCCUAUUAAGAAAUACACAAGUAAAUAAUAAAAUGUCCAACCUCACACUGAAGAUGACUAUAAAUGAUGAGGGUUUUGCUUUCUGAUGCUCAGACCAGCCUCCUGAGAUGCAACAGAAUCAAGCAGGAUCCCAGUCCAAAGAGACGCAGUUUGAGCGGGCACCAGAGACAGACGAGACAAAUGAAAAAGGUGAGAAUGUAUUCAUCAAAUAAGAAUAUCAAAGUGUUUUCUCUGAAAUAUCACCUUCACUGAAAGACUGGACUGAAAGUGCUUGAAAGAGAAGCUUUGUCAUAUUUCUGAACAGUGGUACCAAGAUCCAACUUCAGAGUUUAACGGGUCUUAACAGUACUUGAAUAGUGUUGUAAAUCUACAAAAUGUGCUCCAUGCUCAAAAUGUAAAUGACUAAAAAUUUAUCACUUAAUUCUUCUUUUUUUUAGAUGUGGGACAAGAAACAGAAAAGCCGCCUUUGAACAAAGUCACCCCGAGAGAAGUCUUGAGUCCUCCGGAUGAGACUAGUGUCUACGCAGAAGCUGAUUCUGACAUUGCUCUGAUUCCUGAGGCUGAUAUGUGUCUCGGUCCCAAAGAGACCAACAGCAGCCAAUCAGAGCUCAGAUCAGCAGCCAGUCAACCCUCCACAGAGUCACAAGUGAAACAGACCACGGAGUGCUCAGAAUCGCUGUCUUCUUGCAGUGAUGGUACAACAAUCAGUCUGCCUCUUACCAGAAAAAGGACACCUGAUUUGUCUGUUGAAGCACUUGCCAGAUCUUGCACCAGUGACCCUCAACAUGAGGAGCCUUUGCCCCCUAAAAGGACAUGCAGCUCACUUCAGCCAAGCACUAAAUCAGCCUCUGAGUCUGCUCCUGCUGCAAGCUUCACUUCACUCCUGCUGUCCGCUCAGGACAGAAAUACAGGAGUCCCUCUGAAGAACAUAACUUUGGGUCAUCUCAUUUCUCUAGUGAAAAAGCUCAGAUCAGAUCAGCAAACAUCUCCCCGUAAGGCAGCUCACACAAAAGACGCUGAGACUUCUACAUCGAGUGCAAACAGCCCACUCGAAGAUGUUGUGAAAAACCAAAGGGAUCCAGAGUUUGAGCAGACUACAUCUAAAGUGGGGAGGUGGGAUUCAGAAGUUCCGCUCCAUAGAGCUGGAGAUGGUACCGUUUUACCGUCUGCCAACUGUGCUGACCCCAGUGACCAACAAAACAAUGAAACUGUUGAUGCUCAAAUUAAGUGCGCAAAACUAAGCCCACUCAUAGCUAGUCCUGAAUGUGAAGACACCAGUCAGAACCCACAUCCAGCAGUGAAUGCAGAGCCAGGCAACAGAGAGGUUCCUCAGCUUCCUAUUAAUGCCAGAGUAACUCUCAGGUCAGAACCCGCCCAGCUGCAGCUCAUGGGACAAGGACACACACAGGGCUACUCUGUGGCAAACAGUGGAGCUGCUCACAGUUUGCCUCACCCCGGUUACACUCAGGCAACUCCAGCGGGGUAUAAUCAAGUCAGCCAAACAGCUUCUGUUACAAAUACAAAUACAAAUUCCUAUGAUCUCACUACUGGAGCUACUGGCAGCGUCACAACUUCAGCCCAUCCAUUUGCAUACGCUCAGAAUUUAUACCAAGGUGGAGGGUACGCUGCAAGAGCAUUCUACCAAAGCCUGGAUUGGGGGAGUCUGGAUAUCAGGAAGCAGCAGCAGUUAUUGUGGCAACAGCAGCAGCUAAUGCAACAGCAGUAUUGGUAUCCUUCAUGGACAAGUGCUUAUACAGCAAGAACAGGGACCUACGGGACCGCCUAUCAGGGUUUCUCUCAACUGUCCAGCCAACAGCUCGCAAACUUUUACCAAUAUGGAGACGUUCAGUACCAAAAUAAUCCAAAUCCACAGCAACAUGACACAAAACAGCCCUGAGUUUUCCCCAAGCUCUGCUCAAUCACAAUCCUCCUCCAGCCAGCAAUGAAGCCAUACCUCAGGGUUCUGCAGACCGUCUUCAUCUCGGGCCAUAGAUGUUUAUUAAGUUAACACCAGAUCUUAGAACUGCACUUUAAGUUAUUUGCAGCAGACACAUGUAAAUUAUUAUUAAUUUGGAUAUGCAGUAUUUGUUCAGGUUAACAUGCAGAAAAAGCAACAAAUGAGCCUUCAAGGCUCUUUUCUGUUUUAAAGUUUAGGAUGGAAUAUUUUUGGCAGCUUUCUUUUAUGAGUUUUCAACUUUUUAUGUGUUCGUUUUUUAUAAAGAGUCAUUAUUUUAUGUUGGUCUUCUGUUCAUUGUGAAUAAAAUGUUAUUUUCUCAAUUUUGUUUGGUAUUUCUUUUGUAUUUCUUUGUUUUCUUCAGACAGAUAUUGAUGUGUAAACAUUUCCUUUAUUAGGACAGUUUGACCUGAAUGCAUAAAGAACCUCUAGGUGACACAACCCUUCCCACUUAAAACCCUGCAGCCAGUCGGUCUUUAUGUUGCUUAUUUCUGGUAAACUUGCAAACGCCAUUUCAAAUCAUUUACAUCGCUGAAAAAUGAGUUUGGAUUAGAAAAUGAAGAUCUAUAUAGAUAUUUCCAAUUAAGACACUUUUAUGAGACAGAAGUUAAGAGGGAAAUUUCUGUGGAGGGGAAUGAUGUGAUCGAAAUAUUAACAGGCGCGUUCAAGCAAACCCCCUUCAGAAUUGUCUCAAAGCUAUACAAAGGUUUGUUGAAGCAACAGGGAAGAAACACAAUGUAUAUAAAAGAGAAAUGGGAAAAGGAACUCGGCAUUUAAUUAUCUGAGAGUGAUUGGCAGACCAUGCUCAAGACCCAACAUACAUCAACAAGUUCUAAAACAUAGAGGGAGUUCGGUUGGAAAAAUUUGACACGUCUAUUUAUUACACCAAAAAUCAAAAAUAAACAAUUAGGUCAACAACAGCAUUGUUGGAGACAAUGUGGGCAACUGAAUGCCAACCACUCUCAUAUAUUUUGGUCAUGUACGAAAAUACAGACAUUUUGGGAUGAGGUCCUGAGAGUCAUGGGUAAAGUUUUUGGAUAUAAUUUACCCAAAGAUCCCCGGUUUAUUUAUCUUGGACUGAUAUUAGAAGAUGUAAUGGGUAAAGAGGACAUAUACCUGUUCAAGAUCCUUUCUCUUGCAGCUAAGAAAGCCAUCACAAGAACUUGGCUAAGAACUGAUCCACCUGAACUGAGUGACUGGCUGACCAUUGUAGAGGAAAUCCGAUCAAUGGAACAAAUGACUUACAGACUACGAAUUAAAGCUGAGCUAUAUGCUGUAAGAUGGACUAAAUGGCACCUGUAUGUAACUGAGUAGUGUUUGCCCCCCUUGUUCUUGUUCUUGUUUUGUUUUGUUUUGUACAGUAUUUGCGUGUAUGUUUGAAAGUUUGCCUUAAAAGAUAAAAAUAAAGUUUAAAAAAAAAAAAAAAAAAAAAAAAAACUUGCAAACGCCAGAUUUAGUACUGUGUAUUAAAAGAGAGUGACGUAUUUUGUUAUGACACUAAAGUCCAGAAAGCUGAAAUUCUCAAACGAGAAGAGAAGAGAGCACGCCUGGCGUUUUUGUCUCAAGGCUGGGUCACAGCAUGUCCUCCUCCCCCUCGUGUGGACUUAUCUGAGGCCAGAACAACUGCACACUUAAAAACUCAUCAAGGUCAGACCUCUAGGUAACUUCCAGGACACAAAAUUUUCAUGCACUAAGUAUCCUCUUUUUCUCGCAAUUGAAUCCAUUUUGUAACACAGAUUGCACUUCAAGAGUAAAUUGUAAGGUUACAAGGUAUAAAGUCACAAUCCAAAGCAGAGCCCCCCUCUCUGAUUUCAUUACAACUCCCACCUACUGGAGCUUUGCAUGUUCGAUAAAAGUAGUACAAUUUAACUCCCUGCUUCAUUUUUUUUUUUUUACAGUGCAGAUGAUUUGCUUACAUUCUUGAGUUAAUUAUAGCAAAGGUUCAACACUAGGCUGUAUGUAGCACAAAGACCUAUGCUGCAUGUUCAGCCGCCAAAAAGUACCAGUUCUUCAUGUCCCUGUGUGAAAGUCCAUGCAACUAAAUACUGGCAGCUACAGGCUCCACUCCUUCCUGGGGAAAAAAGGGAACCCCCUACCCCCCGUUCAGCAUUGCAUGACUCCUAAAAUAUACUGUGCUGCCAUGACUGUCAGCCCAUUUUGUCUAUGACAUCAACAGAAGUGAGAAGCCACAUAUACCUGAUCCACAUCAUGCCGGUGUUUGUUACUCAUGUGAAGAUGUAACCAAGAUCUGAAGACACUAAAGUCUGUAAAACUUUAAAUCAAGUGGACCCUCCAUUUAUUUUUUGUUGAGUAUGGUCUUUGGCUUGGCAUCUUUUCACCGGCACUGUGUUGUGUGAAGUUACAAUGAUUUAUGUGGUCUUACUGGUACUUUUGACCUGUGCCCCUGGACCUCACAGACUGGAAUAUGAGCAUUCUAUUUGUAGGGCAACAGGAAAAAAAACCCAACUGAUCGUGAUAUUUUCCUUCCACUGAUAAAACAUUUCAGUAUUUUAUUUAUCUUUGAAUAAUAUGUUUAUGCGAUGUAAAAGAUCUCAGCAUCAGAAAACGGUCCUGUUGGAUUCAGUAAAGUUCGUUGUGGAUUCCUUAAGUGAACUGGAACC
This is a messenger RNA of Xyrichtys novacula (pearly razorfish), 43916 nucleotides long. NCBI's taxonomy places the organism in Eukaryota, Metazoa, Chordata, Actinopteri, Labriformes, Labridae. The record is from the annotation of a GenBank genome assembly.